CGUCAACCGCCAUCGUUCUGCCAUUGCCAUAAACCCUAAACCCAAACAAGCCGUUAUUCAUUCUGCCGCGUCUCCACCACACACACUCACUGCGAUGGAGGGCGACGCCAUUGCCAUGGACUCAACGGAGUUAAAGGUCACGGAGCUAUUGAAAGAGGUCCACGUAGACUACUCUCCUCACUUCUGCAAGCACGUCGAUGACACCGUCUCCGCCAUUAAGACAUCCAUCGACAAAAUCCCCAACGACUUCAAGGUAACUGCGGAUUUAGCAUCGCGUUUCGUCACGGACAUUGGCGCCGAUAAGGUCGAAUUCAAGUUUAAGAAGCCAGCGUUUGUUAAGAUUGGUGGAAGUUACUCCAUACAGAGUCUUGCGAAGCCUGAAGUCAAUGUCGAUCUUAUUAUCAGGUUACCGAAGGAAUGCUUCCAUGAGAAGGAUUAUUUAAAUUACAGAUACCAUGCCAAGAGGUGUCUCUAUCUGUGCUUGAUGAAAAAGUAUUUGGAGAAGUCUAAAUCUAUUGGUAUGGUUGAAUGGUCCACUCUGCAGAAUGAAGCCAGAAAACCCUUGCUCAUUGUUCAUCCAGCUGAAAAGCUUGUUGAAGCUCCUGGUUUUUUCGUAAGGAUUAUUCCGUCGGCUAAGGCUAUAUUUAACACAGCGAAGUUGAACAUGAAGCGCAACAACAUUCAUAAUUUGAGUAAUGGGACUGCUCUUCAGGCUACGCCGAAGUACAAUUCUAGUAUUCUGGAAGACAUGUUUAUAGAGGAUUUGGAAUUCAUCAACAAAUAUUUUAUUGGAUGGAAGGAAAUAAGAGAGGCUUUAAUCCUGCUUAAGGUUUGGGCUCGGCAAAGAAGUUCGAUAUACGUUCACGAUUGCCUGAAUGGGUUUUUGAUUUCUGUCGUACUAGCUUAUCUUGCUUCUAAGCAACAUAUCAGCAAUUCAAUGAAGGCAACUGAAAUAAUUCGUAUCACCUUGAACUUCAUUGCCACCUCAGAGUCGUGGAGCCGAGGACUCUACUUUCCAAAGGAAGGCCAGAUCAACAUUACAAAAGAGCAAAAGAUGCAACUUAAAGAGUCAUUUCCAGUUGUCAUAUGUCAUCCAUCUGGAGGAUGCAAUUUGGCUUUUCGAAUGUCUAGGAUUGGUUUUACUCGGCUUCGAGGUGAGGCUGCUUUGACUCUUAGGUGCAUGGAAAAGUGUAGAGAUGGUGGAUUUGAGGAAGUUUUUAUGACCAAGAUUGACUAUGCUGUUAAAUAUGACUAUUGUAUGAGAAUAAAUUUGAAGGGAAAGAAGGAGGUAUUUUCAUCAGGAUUUUGUUUGGAUGAUGAGUGCUGGAGAUCAUAUGAGGAUAAAGUACAUAGUAUUUUAUCUAAAGGGUUGAAUGAUAGAGCAAAUUCCAUUCAAGUUACAUGGAGAAAUACACAAUGCCAGUGGAGUGUGCACGAUGGGUUGUCGGUACUUGAUAAAGAGCCACUGUUCAUAGGAAUUUCAGUGAGUACUUUGGAGAAAGCAUUUAGGAUGGUUGAUAUUGGCCCAAAUGCUGAAAGUAAAGAAGAGGCUCUUGAAUUCCGGAAGUUUUGGGGAGAAAAAGCAGAGCUUAGAAGAUUUAAAGAUGGUAGAAUUGCAGAAAGCACAGUGUGGGAAAGUGAGCAAUGGGCAAGGCAUCUUGUUUUAAAAAGAAUAGCUGAGCAUGUACUUAGUCGGCAUCUUUCUCUAUCCAAGGAAAAUAUUGUAGUUGUCGUGGAUCAACUUGAUUUCUCUUUGCUUCAUGGUGCUGGAGAUCCUAUAUCAUACUCUGGAAGUUUGCUUGGGUCAUUUGAUGUUUUAUCGAAGCGUUUGCGUCUUAUUGAAGAUCUCCCUUUGAAGGUGUCCAGUGUACAGCCUUUAGACUCUGCUUUCAGGUUUACAUCAGUCUUCCCUCCUGAGCCUCAUCUUCUAGCUAAUGAAAAAGUUGAGUCUCUCAGAAUGAAUAAGGUAGUUCCAUCCUGCAUUCAACCACUGGAAGUUAUGAUUCAGCUAGAAGGUUCCGGGAACUGGCCAAUGGAUGAAAUUGCAAUUGAGAAAACAAAAUCUAGUUUCCUUAUUCAAAUUGCAGUGAGUCUUCAAAAGACGUGGGGAAUGACAUGUGCUGCCACCGAGGAUAAUGUGGAUGUCUUAAUGUCUGGAUAUGCAUUUCGUCUAAAAAUUUUGCAUGAGAAGGGCCUUAAUUUGCUCCAAAAGGAAAGUGGGAAUGAUCAAGCUAAGCGGGUUCCAUCUAUUGACAAGAAACUUUUUAUCCAUAGUCAGCAUGCUAACAUGAUCAAUGGAUUACAAAGUCGUUAUCCAAUAUUUGGACCAGUAGUUAGACUUGCAAAACGAUGGGCUGCUUCACAUCUAUUUUCAGCUUGCUUGGCAGAGGAGGCUGUUGAGCUAUUGGUUGCUCAUCUUUUUCUUAAUCCUUUGCCAUUUGAUGUUCCCUGCUCACGGAUCACUGGGUUUUUAAGGUUCCUGCGGCUACUCUCACACUAUGACUGGACGUUCUCUCCACUGGUUGUUGACAUAAAUAAUGACUUGAGCCAAAGUGAUGAGAAAGAAAUAAAUGACAACUUUUUACUAAGAAGAAAAGGUGAAGGAGAGAAUGGACAAAGUGUAGGACCAGUGAUGUUCUUAGCUACAGUUUAUGACAAAGAAUCCGAGGCUUGGACUGGAUUAUCCCCUAGUGGAAUGGAACUUAAAAGGUUAGUUGCAUAUGCCCGAAGCAGUGCCAAUUUGCUGACAAAACUCACAUUUCAGGAAGAGAUUGGUCCAUAUAGAUGGGAGUGUCUUUUUAGAACUCCUUUAAACAAUUACGAUGCAGUCAUUAUUCUCCACAAGGAAAAACUCCUGUAUCCCCAAAGGCUUCUCUUCACAUCAGAAGUUGAUCAUGGAACACGUGUUGCAGAAGGACAAGCCAGCAAGUGUUUCCAACCCUUUUUGUUGCCUAAAGAUUUGAAGGGCAGGCCAGAGGAACUUAAAACUAAGUUGCUGGUAGAUUUUGAUCCAUCAAAGUGCUUUAUCAGACAUUUAAAGCAAGAGUUCUCAACCACAUUCCAAGUAUGGCAUGAUUAUCUGGGAGGUGAUGUUAUUGGCCUUACAUGGGGGGAACUACCUUCUUCCAAGAAGCGGAAGCUCGAGGAAGUAGUUGAGGAGGAAGAAUACAACCCUUCCAAGGUGUUAAAAGCGGUGGGGGAACUUGGGAAAGGGUUUGUGAGGAGUAUAUACUUUCUCAAGCCCCCAAGGGCCAAGGCUCAUGAAUUAAUAUAGUUUUGGUCCUCUUAUCAAUAUGUAUAUUGAGAGAAUUUUGCCCCUGUAACUUUCUAAUUUUAUCAAUUAGAAAAUUAACUUUAAUUGGCAUGGAGGAAUCAGUCCAAUGUAGUAGAGCACGAGUGUACCACUUGUUGAGGGAAAAAAGAGAGUUACUGUAGAUUGAUUUAUGUAUAUUCUUCCUUAUACAUUUUUCUCUUCCACCGCCACAUCUGGGCAGCUCAACAAGGAUGAAAAAAGAGCUUCCGAUUCUUAUUGGUAAAGAAGCUGAUAAUAUGGCAUAAUAUUAUACAUGAUAUAUUUCAA
Cajanus cajan (pigeon pea) is the source of this 3580-nucleotide messenger RNA. Lineage: Eukaryota; Viridiplantae; Streptophyta; Magnoliopsida; Fabales; Fabaceae. The record is from RefSeq and is a predicted model, not a curated record.